UGUAUUUAUUUAUAUGUACGCUGUUAAAUUGUCGAAACCGUUUAUCAAAGUGCGCUGGACUAAUAGAAUUAAUUAUUAACGAACACACACAAAUAAGGAAAUUGCUUUUUGAACUCAACGCAAACGUUUCAAACGGAAUGCCGCGUUACAGCGAGCGCCGCUAGAGCAUAUUGCGCAUACGACACGUCGAGCGCAGGGAUAAGCAAACAUAUUGUUGCGAAAAAAAUUUGCAAAGGCCAUAAAUUAUUUUGUACACAUUGCUUAGCUUUGUAUCCGACUGUCUGUCUGCCUGCCUGUGUGUACAAGUCUGUGUGUUUGACACAUUGUAAAUAAACGCAAAUAACGGCGCAAUGGAUAUUGUCAUACGCGAGGAGGAGCUGUCGCUGACGCAGAUUGGCAUCUAUGCCUCCGUUUCGUUUUUGGUGGUAACUGCUGUGGGCGCAGCGCUGUACACCACUUGCUCGCGGCGUUACCGCCUCAACUGGUUCGAGCAGAAUCUGCUGGAGUCGGCCAGCGAGAAGGACGAGGAGCAGCAGAGUCGCGAGGCGCUGGUGGCUGGCACCGUGGGCUACAACGUGGACAAUUUGAGCGAGUGUGUGGCACGUGGCAAGUUGGGCUUAAGCAAUGCCGGCAACAUGAGUCCCACGUCGCUCAAGUCGGAGGAUGCUGAUCCAGCCUUUUGGGUGCCCGCCUCGGUGACGUCAGCCACAGCUGCUGUGCAGCAGCAGGUCUCCAACACCACUGAGGACUCGGCACCGCCCACGCCCACCUCGCCCACGGGCAGCCUCAAGUCGAACACGUUGUCCUACUGCUCGACCACAUCGGUGCCCAUCGCUCGCUCCGACAAGCAUGUCGUCCUGGCCAUGCACCCCAGUCGUCCACGCGUUUCCUCCAUGAAUGCCAAGCUGGAUCACACCAAAAUCGACAUGACUCUCUACCGCAGCCACUCGCAGUCGAAGGCUGUUUGCGCCUCGGCCAACGCGAAUGAGGUGCGUGGCAACUUGCACGUCUGCCUCAGCUAUGAUCCGGUUGGCGGCUUGCUCAACGUGCGCCUCCUCGAGGCGCAGAACUUGCAGCCACGACAAUUCAGUGGCACAGCCGAUCCCUACGCCAAGAUACGUCUGCUCCCUGACAAGAAGAGCUUCUGGCAGACGCGCAUCCACAAGAAGACACUGAAUCCAGUCUUCGACGAGCACUUUGUCUUUGAGGUAACCGCCGGGGUGAUUGAUAAGCGCAGCGUGGAGAUUCUGUUAUACGAUUUCGAUGCCUAUUCGCGUCACGUUUGCAUUGGAGGAACCAAAUUGCAUUUGGCCCACUUGGAUCUGAGCGAGCAGCUGAAAUUGUGGACGCCUCUCACAUCGGCCUCGGCGCAGGAUAUGAAGAUGGACUUGGGCGACAUAAUGGUAUCGCUGGCAUAUUUGCCAUCGGCCGAGCGCUUGAUGGUGGUGUUGAUUAAGGCAAGGAACUUGCGCAUUGUGGAUGAUGCACGCAACUCUUCGGAUCCGUAUGUGAAGGUCUCGCUGCUGGGACCCGGUGGCAAGAAGUUAAAGAAGCGCAAGACAGGUGUGCAGCGCAACACCGUUAAUCCGGUCUAUAACGAGGCUUUGGCCUUCGAUGUGGGCAAAGAGACGCUCAAGAAUUGCGUUCUGGAAUUCAAUGUGGUGCACGAUGGCCUGCUAGGUUCGAGCGAAAUAUUGGGUCGUGCUUUAAUUGGGAACUCACCUGAGGUGCAGCACGAGGAAAAGAUAUUCUUCGAGGAAAUGUUUCGGGCUAAGAACGCAACAGCUCAGUGGGUGCCGCUGCAGGAGCCAACAGCAAACAACUUGAGUGCCACAGCCAAGACAGCAACCAAAAAUUGAAAUCCACACAGCUGGAGCUUUCGCUGUUAAGUCGUUAACAGAGCACUGUUAAAGCAGCUGUAGAAUAUUCAUCCGCAGGGAAUUCAAAGUGGCUAAGAAAUUUUCCGGGAAUUUGCAGGGAUACAUUUAAGAAGGAUGCUGAGCGUGUUUGCAAAAUAUUCACAAAUUAAAUAAAAACAUAUAAAGAGAAA
Messenger RNA from Drosophila hydei, 2050 nucleotides. RefSeq names its product synaptotagmin-5. NCBI's taxonomy places the organism in Eukaryota, Metazoa, Arthropoda, Insecta, Diptera, Drosophilidae. Gene Ontology annotation, molecular function: phosphatidylserine binding; clathrin binding; syntaxin binding. The record is from RefSeq and is a predicted model, not a curated record. The transcript is spliced from 6 exons. Gene Ontology annotation, biological process: regulation of calcium ion-dependent exocytosis; cellular response to calcium ion; calcium-ion regulated exocytosis. The coding region runs from base 351 to 1859 and encodes 502 amino acids.